Brassica napus (rape) is the source of this 498-nucleotide messenger RNA. Its product is annotated as sorbitol dehydrogenase-like. NCBI's taxonomy places the organism in Eukaryota, Viridiplantae, Streptophyta, Magnoliopsida, Brassicales, Brassicaceae. Bases 1 to 498 code for a protein of 165 amino acids. The transcript has 2 exons. The record is from RefSeq and is a predicted model, not a curated record.
AUGAAACGAAUGCUUGGUAAAUCUGCUGCUAAUGAAAGUACCGAUGGUGAUUGGACAUUGGUCGGUGACCGUGUGGCUCUUGAACCUGGGAGAUACAAUCUUUGUCCCGAGAUGAAGUUCUUUGCAACCCCACCGGUUCAUGGCUCUUUAGCCAACCAAGUGGUUCACCCUGCGGAUCUAUGCUUCAAGUUGUCUGAGAAUGUGAGUUUGGAAGAAGGCGCAAUGUGUGAGCCACUAAGUGUUGGUGUACACGCUUGUCGCCGAGCUGAGGUUGGUCCUGAAACAAAUGUAUUAGUAAUGGGAGCUGGACCUAUUGGUCUUGUCACUAUGUUGGCUGCUCGAGCUUUCGGUGUGCCUAGAAUAGUUAUUGUGGAUGUUGAUGAUAACCGUUUAACCGUAGCUAAACAGCAUGUCGCAUAUGGGAUUGUCAAAGUGACAACAAGCUUAAAGGUUUCUACACUUUCUUGGAUAGAUCAAUCCUUUAUUAUGACAAUGUGA